Messenger RNA from Diachasmimorpha longicaudata, 3779 nucleotides. RefSeq names its product collagen alpha-5(IV) chain-like. Gene Ontology annotation, cellular component: extracellular region. The transcript has 10 exons. The record is from RefSeq and is a predicted model, not a curated record. Gene Ontology annotation, molecular function: chitin binding. Lineage: Eukaryota; Metazoa; Arthropoda; Insecta; Hymenoptera; Braconidae. The coding region runs from base 202 to 3078 and encodes 958 amino acids.
AGGGCAAGAAUCAGGAGACUCAGCGAGACCACCCCAUCACCACUGGUGGGAGAUUUGACAAUUGGGGGUGCUUAACCAGGAGUAUAUAUUGUCAGUCCAACACCUCCACCAUCAGUCACCUCUCUGACUUUACCAAUACCAAGUGUUAACCUCAGAAUAGCUCCGGUAAUUUCACGUCGACUAGCGCAACUGUAAACGAUCAUGAAGAGGUGGUUGCUGUGGAUGGCCUGGCUGGCCAUCGUCGAUGUUUCAACGGCGCAGGAUGGAUAUAAUUAUCCGGUGCCGAGCAAUCCGUUGAUUCCGGGAACGUCUCCGAAACCCCCAGGAGGAUUUCCGGGGACAGGAGGAGAUGAGUAUCCUUCGGGGGGUUUUCCGGGGCCAACACCUACGCCUACGUCACCAGGGAGACAGCCUGGAUUUCCCACCGGCGGCUCAGGAGGUUAUCCUAGUGGGAGACCUGGUGGACGACCUGGCGGACGGCCUGGUCAGCCUGAUCAAGGAUACCCCAGUGGACGGCCUGGCCAGCCUGAUCAAGGAUACCCUAGCGGGCGGCCUGGUCAGCCUGAUCAGGGAUAUCCUAGUGGUCGACCGGGUCAACCGGAUCAGGGAUAUCCGAGUGGAAGACCUGGUGGACGCCCUGGUCAACCUGAUCAGGGAUAUCCUAGUGGAAGACCGGGUCAACCGGAUCAGGGAUACCCUAGUGGAAGACCAGGCGGACGUCCAGGUCAGCCUGAUCAAGGAUACCCUAGCGGACGGCCUGGUCAACCUGAUCAGGGAUAUCCUAGUGGACGACCUGGCCAGCCUGAUCAAGGAUACCCGAGUGGAAGACCCGGAGGACGUCCGGGUCAGCCCGAUCAGGGAUAUCCGAGUGGACGACCUGGUCAACCUGAUCAAGGAUACCCCACGGGACGACCAGGAGGGCGUCCUGGGCAGCCCGGCGGUCAACCCGAAGGAUACCCCCGUGACAGACCUUCCAUUCCCUUCCCGGGUGAUCGCCCAGGACAGCCUCAACAGCCGGGUUACCCCGGUCAACAACCACAAGGACCGAAUGGACGUGAACCCGAUGGUUUCCCACGCGACAGACCAGAUCAAAGACCUGGAUUUCCUCCGGGUUCAAACAGACCCAAACCAACGACUCAGCCUGGAGGUUCCGAUGGAUAUCCACGGGAUAAACCAUCAGGUCAAUUCCCAGGUGAUCGACCAGGGCAGGGACAGCAGCCAGGUUUACCACGUCCCCUGGGUCCUGGUACGCAGCCAGGUCAGAGACCAGGCGGUCAAACUCCGGGUUAUCCUCGCGAUAGGCCAUCGGUGCCCUUCCCCGGGGGAGACAGACCUGAUCAACCUCAACAACCAGGCUAUCCAGAUACUUCUCAGAGGCCAGGUACUUUCCCAGGAAAAAAACCUCCCUUCCAGCCAGGAACAAAGCAGCCCCCUCCGACAUCGUUCGACGAUUUUCCACGGGAUAAGCCAGGUCAGGGCCAACAACCGGGCGUUCCCGGAGGACAGAAGCCUGGAUUUCCUGGAUACGAUAGUGGCAGGCCCGGUCAGGGGAAGCCCACCUUCCCUGGAAAUGAUAUUGUUCCUCCUGGGCAAGAUCGACCCGGAUUUCCCGGUAGCCAACAGCCAGGUUAUCCAGGUGGUGAGCCAGGACAGAGACCGACCUUCCCUGGCGAUGAUAUCCUUCCUCCACCAGGGCAAAGACCAGGUUUCCCAGGUGGACAACAACCAGGUUUCCCAGGUGGACAACAACCAGGUUUUCCCGGCGGACAACGACCAGGUUUCCCAGGUGGACAGCAGCCAGGUUUCCCAGGUGGACAGCAGCCAGGUUUCCCAGGUGGACAGCAGCCAGGUUUCCCAGGUGGACAACCAGGUGACGGUAACGAUGGUGAUGAUGGCUCUUACGACGACGGCGAUUACUCUGCUAUACCCGGUGAGCCAGGUCGCGAUUAUCCAAUCUACUCUGAAGUCCCUGAAACCGGCUUCAGUUGUGACGCCCAACAGUUCCCGGGGUAUUACGCCGACGUCGAGACUCAGUGUCAAGUAUUCCACGUCUGUGCAAACAAUAAAACCUACGACUUCCUCUGCCCCAAUGGAACUAUCUUCCACCAGGAGUACUUCGUUUGCGUGUGGUGGAAUCAGUUUGAUUGUAACUCGGCUCCCAGCUUGUACUAUCUGAACGAGAACUUGUACGAUUAUUCAAUUGUUGGAACGCCAUCGCCCCAGGGGCCGUUUGGACCACAGGGUCCUGGAUUCCCAGGGCAGGGACCAUCUGGCCCAGGCUUCCCAGGACAAGGACCAAGCCCGUCACCAGGCUACCCAGCUCAACCUCAAGGACCAUCUGGACCAGGUUUCCCAGCUCAAAGGCCGUCUGGCCCCGGAUACCCAGGGCCACAAGGACCGGACGGUUAUCCUGGACAAAGACCGUCUGGACCAGGGUUCCCGGGACAAGGGCCACAAGGACCUUCGGGACCUAGUUUCCCAGGACAGCCGCAACAGCCUUCCGGGCCAGGAUAUCCAGGACCAAGUUCACCAUCGGGACCAGGCUACCCUGGAGGAGUAUCCCGGCCAGGUUACCCAGGCCCCGGUCCUCAAGGCCCCUCAGGCCCAGGUUACCCAGGCCCCGGUCCUCAAGGACCUUCAUCGCCAGGUUAUCCAGGUCAGCGACCAUCAGGCCCUCAAGAGCCAUCUGGCCCUCAAGGCCCAUCCGGCCCAGGUUACCCGAACCAAUCGCCAUCAGGCCCAGGUUCUCGGCCGCAGCGUCCAGGAGGCCCCACAUACCUAACCCCCCUGCCCCCCACUGACGGUUUCCCGAGCCGUCCCCCUUCACCGCCAACCUCCGGCCGGCCGGGUUAUCCCUCCCCAACGGGCCCCUCGACCCCGCAGUACCCCACCGCCCAGCCGGGCAGGCCCACCCAACCCGGACAAAAUGGCUAUCCAACCCCAGGUAGACCGCAGACCCCCGGCACCUCGCCGGAGUACCCCAGCGGUCGGCCCUCUCCUCCCACCUCAAACAUUCCAUUCCCACCCGUAGGACCAUCGAAACCAGACCGCGAAUACCUUCCACCCCUGGCGGGCUAAGCCAAAUCAUCGCCAGUAAAGGGAUGAAGGAAAAAAAAUCCAUGUCAACCAGCCAUCAGCAUACCCACCUGUUGGCGCUGGACCUUGAUAAUAAAAAGGACCUCUGAUGUGGACGAGGUGAUGCAGCCCAACAGAAUCUAAAUCAUCGUCAAUCCUGACAAUCCGAAUAAAUUUUAUUAAAUUUUUUACAUCUUCUUUUUUUUAAUGAAUUGUCCAUAAGAGGAGGAUUCCACCGAUGUGAUGAUUCUCCUCAUGUAUUAAUUAACAAGACCGUAUUUAUUUAUUCCGCUUUUCUAGAAUUUAGAGAAAAGACAAAAAAAUGAUAUUCCCGUAGAGUUACCAUAAAUAGUUGGGAAGAUCAGGAUGUGUAUCGAUGACUCGUAAACGACGUAUUCACGGGGUGAAAGUGAAUGCUGGUGUCUUCCAUAAUCCAAGAUCGUAAUCCCGUAGUUAGCUGUAUACGUCACACUGAUAUACGAUAUGCAACUUGUUCCCGCUGAACAAUAUCAUCUGCGGUUAGGCAAUACAUUAGGCAUGACGUAAUUUUAAUGAUAAUUAUAAAAUUAUAUGAUGAUUGAAAAAUAAUGAAAAGAACACAAGCGUUUUUUUUUGUAACAAUGGUUUUGAGACACCUAUUCGUGGGAUGCCAUUAUGUAUGUUAUUUUAUACGUGAAAUAAAACUAUGAAAGACAUCUUUGCAA